Molecule: messenger RNA, 1338 nt
Organism: Gambusia affinis (western mosquitofish)
Lineage: Eukaryota; Metazoa; Chordata; Actinopteri; Cyprinodontiformes; Poeciliidae
Product: inward rectifier potassium channel 16-like
Exons: 2
Coding region: 192-1331 (379 amino acids)
Biological process (GO): regulation of monoatomic ion transmembrane transport; potassium ion import across plasma membrane
Cellular component (GO): plasma membrane
Molecular function (GO): inward rectifier potassium channel activity
Source: RefSeq, a predicted model, not a curated record
GAUUGCAGUAAUAUCAGAAAAAAAAUGAGACUUUGCCUCAGGACUAAGUCAGUCAAGCUGUACUACCAUUUGAAGGUUAUGUCCGCAUGAAGCAGACAUUCUUUAACGCUCUGAGGAGCUUAUGGCCUUCGUGACACCAGAUCCAGUCUGAUUUCUACAAGGCAGGAGACUGAAAGGCACUCACCAUCAACAUGAGCACUGAAGGCGAAGAGCAUAUAAUUGACACCAAUCACACCUCAGUUCAUACACUGAGCAAGAAAAAUGGAAAGGAAAGUAGGCGACUCCGCUACAUGCAGAAAGAUGGCCGGUUCCUGGUGGCAUUCCAGAAGCUCCCUGGAGACUGGAGCCCAUAUUUACUGGACAUUUUCACCACCCUCAUAGAGAUUCGCUGGAGGAUGAUGUUAAUUCUCUUUUCCCUUUCUUAUAUUCUUUCCUGGAUCUUCUUUGGUCUCUGCUAUUGGCUCAUUGCCUAUAUACAUGGCGACACUCAGAGUUCAGAUAACAAUCCUUGCAUGGACAACGUGCGUGGCUUUACUGGAGCAUUCCUGUUCUCAAUGGAGACCCAGGCGACUAUUGGUUUUGGCAACAGGGGAAUGACUGAGAAUUGCAUUGGAGCUAUUAUUGUGGUUACCAUCCAUAAUCUAUUUAGCUGUUUUCUCGAUACCAUUAUCAUUGGCAUCAUUGUGGCUAAAAUGGCAUCUGCCCGAAGGAGGUCUCAUGCAGUGCGUUUUAGCAGCUCUGCAGUGGUCAACCUGCAGAAUAGGGUGCUGUGUCUGUCAUGGCGUCUCGGAGACUUCAGGGGUAACCACAUUCUGGAAGGAGUCGUCAAGGCCCAUCUUGUCCGGCAUGUGAAGAAGCGAGGUUCUGUUGUGAUGCUGUACCAGGAUUUGGCCCUCGAGAACCCACAUGUUGUUCUCGUUACCCCCACAACAAUUGUUCACAAACUAAAACCAGGAAGUCCCUUUUACAGAAUAGGUCCAGAUGACUUGAAGAGGAAGAAAUUUGAACUGCUCGUCUCCUUCACCUACACUGGGGACUCCACAGGGCUGCUCCAUCAGACACGCACGUCCUACACUUCUGCAGACAUCCGCUGGGGUCAGCGUUUCCACGAUAUACUGAAAGUGGGGAAGAGACACUACAAGGUGGACUAUUCUAUGUUCAAUGAAACCACUUGGGUGCCAGUGCCCAUGCUCUGUGCAGAGGCUUAUGAAAGAGGGAGUGGACACCCUAAUGAGCGCAAUUCACUCUUACCAUCAGUCACAGGAAACGGCCACAUCUACUGGGCCACCACUAACAGCUCCGAAGAGGUAGUGGUGCAAACAUCUUUGUAAUCACACA